AUGAAGACAACCACUCUACUAUGCCUGGCCGCGGCCCUUACCCAGACCAAUGCAUUCCCACAACAAGGAGUACCGCACCCACUUCCCUGGUCCCCUCCAGGCCCUAACGACGUCCGCGCCCCCUGCCCAAUGCUCAACACCCUCGCCAACCACGGCUAUCUCCCCCACAACGGCAAGGACAUCACCGAGCAACACACCAUCAACGCCCUCUAUAACGCUCUAGGAAUCGACGAAGAACUCGCCAUAUACCUCCACCAAGAAGCAGUGACCACCAACCCCGCCCCCAACGCAACCACUUUCUCCUUGAAUGACUUAAGCCGUCAUGAUAUCCUCGAACAUGAUGCCAGCUUGAGCCGCCAAGACGCUUACUUCGGCGACAACCACGAUUUCAACCAGACCAUCUUCGACGAGACCCGCUCAUACUGGACUUCUCCCAUCAUCGACGUGAAGCAGGCUGCUCUGUCGCGCCAAGCGCGUGUUAACACCUCCAUGGCUACGAAUCCGAAUUAUACGAUGUCGGAGCUGGGCAACUCAUUUAGUUACGGGGAGACGGCGGCGUAUAUUAUUGUGCUGGGGGAUAAGGAGAAGGGGUUGGUGAAUCGGUCUAGGGUGGAGUAUCUUUUUGAGAAUGAGCGUCUUCCGCUGGAUCUGGGGUGGAGUCGUGCAAAGGAGAAUAUCACGUUUGAUGAUUUGAGCACCAUGUUGCAGAGGAUUAUUAAUGCGACGGGUGGUGAGAGUGAGUUUGAUAGGGAGUUGGCGAAGAGGGGUGGCGUGCAUGUUGGGAGUUGGAGGGGGUAG
Aspergillus welwitschiae is the source of this 798-nucleotide messenger RNA. RefSeq names its product peroxidase family protein. The transcript is spliced from 4 exons. NCBI's taxonomy places the organism in Eukaryota, Fungi, Ascomycota, Eurotiomycetes, Eurotiales, Aspergillaceae. The coding region runs from base 1 to 798 and encodes 265 amino acids. Gene Ontology annotation, molecular function: peroxidase activity. The record is from RefSeq and is a predicted model, not a curated record.